This is a messenger RNA of Ruditapes philippinarum (Manila clam), 3041 nucleotides long. RefSeq lists its product as uncharacterized. Lineage: Eukaryota; Metazoa; Mollusca; Bivalvia; Venerida; Veneridae. The record is from RefSeq and is a predicted model, not a curated record. The coding region runs from base 174 to 2057 and encodes 627 amino acids. The transcript is spliced from 2 exons.
UCGGCAUAGUAUAUUUUAAGACUUGGCGUAUCUGCAACAGAGCGUUAAGAAUAUUGAAAAUUCUGUAAUAUUGUAUGACGCACUGGAAAACCAAUGUCUGUUUGGUUGGCUAGCACCCUAGCAUAAACAUUAUUAAGACAGACGUAUAUUUGGCCUAAUGAAAGAAAUAUAAAAUGCCAAUGGAGGUCACUGAUGAAGAAUUGUUUGAAGAGUUAAUAGCAGAUCUGGAAGAACGUUCUAAGCCAAGUAAGAAUGAUAUAAGAUACGAAAGAUAUGUUAAGUAUAUCAAUUGCUUCAUUAGUAAAUUCGGAAGAGAAAGAGUGUAUCUUGUAGGAAGUACGAGUGAGCGAUCAAAACUUGCUUUUUCAAAAGACAAUGGCGAUGCUGACUUCUUAAUGGUUUCUGGAAAACUAGAGAUUCCGGCUGAAAACUUGGUCUCAAAUCGUGAAGCCCCAUGCUUUGUUUGGAUUCGUGCAGACUCAUGUAGCAGAGAUAUAGGCCUCGAAGUUGUUGGGGAUGAAUAUAUCUCUGCUAACACUCUGCGAGAAGUACGACCAGAGUUAUUUACCAUCUUAAGAGCGAUUUAUUUGCAUGUCACUGCUACUGUGAACAAAUUACCAGAAACAGAUGAGGACAGGACUAUUCUAUCUGUUUCCUCAAAGGUUGGCAUACAAACAACAACAUAUAGGUCAUUAAAGUUUGAAGAAAAUAUUGAAGAUUUAAAAGAGUUUUUUCUAAAUAACGAAAAUAUUGAAAGAGCAAAUGAAAAAGAAAAACUGCUUGAAGAUAGAUGGAAACAAGUAACAGUUAUUGAAUGUGAGAAAAAGAUUUAUAGACGGUUGUAUGAAGCAUCGAAACUUGCCAUACCUUCUGACAGAAAGAAAAAUAACGGAGGAAUAGCUUUCUUUGUGCAACUCGUUGAAGAAAUCUUAGCCAGACAAAGUGGUGCAUUACCCAAAACACCUUCCGAUGAAAUGAACAAUUUCCAGACAAAUCAUGACAAUGACACUGAUCAGAAAAGCUCAAAAAUGGUAGAUAUGGCUUGUAAUAAGGACAAAUUGUUUAAAGCAACAUACACAGGAAGAAGUCACAAAGAUUUUGUUCCAGCUUUGGUUAUUACAGGAGAGUUGGAGGGUAUGAGACUAUGGAAAAAACGAGUUCUUGACAAGGGAUGGGACGUGAAGAAGGUGAAUGAUAUUUGUGAUACAGAAAUAUUUGUCGUAUCAAGGGUCUGUCCAAAAGGUCCAAAUGCUGAAAAAGAUUUUUGCUUGUCGUUUAACCUGGCCGAGCGAAAGUUAAUGAUAGCAAUGUCAACUGUGGAAAAAAGAGUGUUUUUGAUACUAAAGGCAUUUUUAAAAGGUGUUUUUGACAACAUGCAUAAACAACAAGACAAAGAAUUGAAGCUUACAACUUAUCACAUCAAAACACUUCUGUUUUGGCUCUCUGAACAAAACAAAUGGGAAGAUACGUGGUCUGUCCAGAAGCUUACAGACUUCGCUUUGGGUUUUCUUCUGGAGAAAAUAAGCACGAAGGAGCUCCCGCACUAUUUUAUACCUAGCCAUAACCUUUUUCUUGAUUUUGAGACUUCAGAUUUUCAGUUAUUGAAAGAUUGUGUAAUGAAAGUAGGAGCGGACCAACUUAAAAGCUUGGAAUACUUUAUAAAGUUAAGAUACGUUGACAGGGGGGAGAUUACGUUCACGAAGGAGAAUAUGGAUUGCUUUUGGGGCAUGUCCGCCGAUGGAGGAAGAAGUGAACAGAGAAACAAACUAGAAGAGGCAAUGAUCGACUUUCAGAGAGGCAUAUAUGAUAAAAGAAUUGAAAAUGGUGAUUCUCCAUUACAGCAGGCGAUUUCAGAAACCAUUGAGUUGUGCCUCAGAGACGAUGGAUGCAUUGAUGUUUCGCAGUUUGAAGCGAUACAUCUAUUGUUAACAAAAGGUGAUGGUGAUAUUAUUAAAUUAAAAAUGGAUGAAAAGACAAAAAUGGAUGGCAAGGAAAAGGUUUCACUAAGAAAGAAGACUGGCAUGAUUUGCAUGUGGUUUAGUCUGAAAUUUAUAUAGAUUUUAGCUCGACUGGGGUUAGUACUCCCUACGAUUUCCAUUCUACUUUACUUUGGUACUUUUAACACAAAGAUAAAACAGUUGGUAGAUAAAUUUGGAGGACCGCCAGGGGUAAUGGAUAUUCUACGUGGAGCGUUUUGUGGAAAACGUUUGAACUUUAAAGAAGACGUUAAAAAGCAAAUUUUAGAAACUGCUGGUCGUUAUUUCAAUUGUCCAGACGCAGAGGUAGAUGCAACAUGUUCUGAGUUAAAGUAUAAAUUAGCUGGAUAUUUCCGCUGCAGAAAAGAAUUCUCAGACCUAUCUGGAAUACGACAAGUUUAACACGUUUAAUACAUUCAAUUCGCUGACACGAAUUGUUCUUGCUAGUAAGCCAGCCAAACAAAAUUUAAUAAUCUUUCGUGUUUUAAUUACAAUAUAACAAUGUGAAAACACUUUUGACGAUUAAAACAAACAAUAUAAAGGAAGGGGGACAUUGUGAUAGACAGCGAUUCAUUUUUUUUCUUUCGUACAUAAUCGAUGUACUUUUGCUUUUAUAACUUUAUUAUUAAAAUUCAAAAUAGCAAACAGUAUUUUAACUAGUUGUAAUUACGGUGGCAUGCGUUGUUACUUAUUAUUUGGCAUUUGUGAUUUAAUAGUUUGCCAAUACUUCAACAUAUUUAAUUUAACCUAUCUGAAAAUUACUAUAUUUCACCUAAAAGUUUUAUACUAUAUAAAUAGCACAUGUAUAAAUCUACAUGAACUUAAAUCGGGAGAUCUUGAAAGAAAAUAAUUCAUUAGUACUGACCUGAAAUAAACACAAAAGAGUAACCUUUACAUUAUCGUAUUAUGUUUCUAUUUAUUUCUUGAUCAUAUGCUAUUUUUAUAUUAUUAUUGUUAAUUUGUAUCUGAUAACAUUUAAUGACUUACUACAGUUAUUGUUUUGAUAAAGACACAAAGGUUUAUUUUAAGGUGAAUACUCGUUCAUGUUCAAGAUGUAUAAAGAAU